Molecule: messenger RNA, 1428 nt
Organism: Nylanderia fulva
Lineage: Eukaryota; Metazoa; Arthropoda; Insecta; Hymenoptera; Formicidae
Product: inositol monophosphatase 1
Biological process (GO): signal transduction; inositol metabolic process; phosphatidylinositol phosphate biosynthetic process
Molecular function (GO): inositol monophosphate 1-phosphatase activity
Source: RefSeq, a predicted model, not a curated record
UGUAUAUAUAUAUGUAUAUCGAGCGAUUACGCAUUACCAACGCUGAAAUUCACGCUGCUUGUCAGUGCCAGCUGAGCGUCGAUAGGGGCAAGUAUUUACGGCAGAAGCCAUACUUGAAGAGUGUGCAUCACUAUACGGUGUUGGAAUUCUAUAUACAUAAGAAAAAAAACGCUUCUCGCUACAAUAAAUCAUGGAUUUCGACAAGUGUUAUAUCGAGAUUUUACAGCUUGUGAAGCAGGCUGGUUCGAUUAUCAAUGAAAAGAUUCAUCAAUACAAAGAUAUACUUACAAAAUCGUGCGACAUCGAUUUGGUAACAGAAUGGGAUCAAAAGGUAGAGAAACUUUUAAUCGACGGAAUAUUAUCCAAAUAUCCUGAUCAUAAAUUUAUCGGCGAAGAAAGUAUUGCUGCGGGCGAAAAGAUAGAAUUAACAAAUGCGCCAACUUGGAUAAUCGACCCAAUCGACGGCACAAUGAAUUUCGUUCACGGUUUACCACACACAUGUAUAUCGGUUGCGUUGCUUAUUAAUAAAACGACGGAAAUAGGAAUAGUAUAUAAUCCGAUUUUGAAUCAACUUUUUACCGCUCGUAAGGGUCAGGGCGCUUUUCUUAAUGGCGCCCCAAUUCAUGUAUCUAACAGAAAAGAAUUGAAUAAAUCACUGCUGCUGGUAGAAAUAGGAACUAGCAGAGAUCCGGAGAAGGUGGAAAUAAUAUUGCAAAAUGUAAAGAUCCUUAUACCACGUGUUCAUGGAUUGCGAUCGUUUGGUUCAGCAGCUUUGGAUAUAUGCAUGGUAGCUCUUGGUGGUGCUGAUGCUUAUUUCGAAUUUGGUAUACACGCAUGGGAUAUUGCAGCUGGAGAUCUUAUUGUUCGAGAAGCAGGCGGUGUAUCGAUAGAUCCAGCAGGAGGUCCAUUUGAUGUGAUGAGCAGAAGAAUACUGUGCGCAUCAUCGACUGAAUUAGCUCAAGAACUUUCCAAAAUAAUAAUUCAAUUUUAUCCAGAACGAGAUUAAGAAAUUUAAAUUGUGUAGUGGUACAAUAGACGAGGAAGAAUUUAUAUUUGUGCAAAUGUCAGAUUGGAUCAUUGAAGAUGACGCAAACGUUUUAAAAGCAAAAAAGUAAAUUAAAAAAUUAUAUAUAUAUAUAUAUAUAUAUGUUUGUACGUAUAUAAAAGGUUAUAAGGUAUAUAUGCGACUUUAUUUUAGAGUCAGAAAAUAUCGAGCUAAUUAUUAAUUCAGUUCCAAAUUGUUUAAUUUAUAAAAUAAUUUGAAAACAACGUGAAAUAAACUUAUUUAUGUACUUAUAUAAUUUAUAAAACCAAUAGUUUAUGACAUGUUUGUGGAUAAAAAUCUAUAUAAAAAAAGAAUAUAUGUUUACUGAUUACUAUAUAUGUACUGAUUACUAAUUCAAAAUUAUUACUUAAAUGAAAAUAAUU